GAUUAUGCAGGAGGGUUAGGGAAAGGCUCCAUGUGACCCUCUUGGAUGGGACUCCGCAGCUGCUCGAGGAGCCAAACUCUCUCACCAAACUCUGCGCCCCAGAGCAUCCCCCUGCCAAGGGGUACCCCUCCUGCUCCCGUUGAAAAGCCGGCGUCCACACACCGCCGCGUCACUCUGCGGGCGGAGAUACGCCUGUGCUCAUCCUCCCCGCCGCUCGCCGCCGGCACUCCGGCCCCCUUAAGUAGUUGGGGUUCCCGAGAGCUCCCACCCAGAGGCAGCGAUGCAAACCAGCCGGGCUCCGGCCACCAGCGUCAGCGCGGAGAGCUGCAUCCCGGCCGGGCUGCGCCUGGGCCCCGUGCCGGGCACCUUCAAACUGGGCAAGUACCUGUCAGACCGCAGGGAGCCAGGACCCAAGAAAAAGGUGCGGAUGGUGAGAGGGGAAUUAGUGGAUGAAGCCGGGAGCUCAGCUCUGGAGUGGAUAGGGUUAAUCCGGGCUGCCCGAAACUCCCAGGAGCAGACACUGGAGGCUGUUGCGGAUCUGCCAGGAGGACAGAAGUUUCCUUUCUCCCCCUCCCAGAUUUUCUACCGGGCGCUGCGAGAUGUCCAGCCGGGAGAGGAGCUCACCGUCUGGUACUCCAACCCCCUGGCUCAGUGGUUUGACAUCCCCGUCACGGCCACCCCGACGCACGACGAGAAAGGGGAGGAGCGGUACAUCUGCUGGUACUGCUGGAGGACCUUCAAGUACCCCAACAGCCUCAAGGCCCACGUCCACUUCCACUGCGCCCUGAGCCACGGCCGGCCCUUCCUCCACCACGACCACGGCCGGCCCGCCGCCGCCGCCUUCGGCCUCCCCGCCAAGGAGCCGCCGGCCGCCGCGCUGCGCGGCCACCCGCCCGCCGGCUGCGGCCCGCGGGAGCCCGUCAAGCGGGAAGCCGCCGCCUCCCCGCCGCUCGCCAAGCCGGGGCUGCCCAGGCGGGCGGCGGGCAAGGAGGAGCAGGAGCGAGCCCUGGACAUGAGCGUGGGGGCCGCCCGCGGGCCGGGCCCGCUGCUGGGGCCGGCGGGCGGCAACGGGCUGGCGCUCCGCCCCGGGGCGCGCUCGGCUUUCCGCCCCGCCGGGCCGCUGCGGGAGGAGGCGCGGGGAGCCGCCGCCGCCGCCGCCGCCGCCGCCGCCCUCGGCUUCUCCAAACUGCUGGGGGGGCUGAGGGCGGGACGCGCCGCCGCCGAGGCGCCGCCCAAGUGCGGGGCGCUGCCGGGCGAGGCCGCCCCCCCGGCGGCGGCGGCGGCGGCGGGGCUGGCGUGCGGCGGCGGGCUGCGCGCCUUCCCGCUGCUCUCGCCCUUGGAGGAGGCCUCGGCUUUUCGGCAGGUGGAGCGAGGGGCGCCGGGCGCCGCGCUGCCGCCCGCCCGCUACCCGCCGGUGCCCGGCGGCGCGCUGGAGCGCUUCGCGCUGCCGCCCUUCGAGGGGCUGAGGGCGUACGCGGGGGAGUGCGGGCUGCCGGUGAUGCCGCUCACCGUCUGCAACGGGGAGCUGCUCUACGGCGCCGCGCCUUACUACCCGCUGAAGCUGCACCUCGGCGGCCUCCUCAAGUACCCGGAGUCGGUGUCGUACUUCGGGGGGCCGGCGGCGGGGCUGCACGCCGCCGAGCUGGGCUCGCUGGCCAGCAUCGACCGGGAGAUCGCCAUGCACACGCAGCAGCUCUCCGAGCUGGCGGCCGAGAAGGGCCGCGGGCGGCUGGAGGCGCUGCCGGCGGGGGCGGCGGGCGGGAAACCCAAAACCGGGCACCUUUGCCUCUACUGCGGGAAGCUGUACUCCCGCAAGUACGGGCUGAAGAUCCACAUGCGGACUCACACCGGCUACAAGCCGCUCAAGUGCAAGGUCUGCCUGCGGCCCUUCGGGGACCCCAGCAACCUCAACAAGCACAUCCGCCUGCACGCCGAGGGCAACACGCCCUACCGCUGCGAGUACUGCGGCAAGGUGCUGGUGCGGCGCCGGGACCUGGAGCGGCACGUCAAGUCCCGGCACCCGGGGCAGAGCCUCGGCAAGGCGGCCGAGGACAGGAGUGACUCUGGCUACGCGCACCCCGAGCAGGAGGAGCAAAAGACUGACAACGAGAGCGACGUGGACGUCUGCUUCACCGACGACCAGAGCGACGCGGAGAGCGGCAGCCGGCACCGCCAGCAGUGAUGCGGGAGCCGGCCGGGGCGGGGAGCACGCCGCAAACACAUCC
Messenger RNA from Tyto alba (common barn owl), 2225 nucleotides. RefSeq names its product PR/SET domain 13 (gene PRDM13). Gene Ontology annotation, cellular component: nucleus. The transcript has 4 exons. Gene Ontology annotation, molecular function: protein binding. The coding region runs from base 281 to 2182 and encodes 633 amino acids. Lineage: Eukaryota; Metazoa; Chordata; Aves; Strigiformes; Tytonidae. The record is from RefSeq and is a predicted model, not a curated record.